AUGGGAUGCUUUCGGAAGUCUGCUGCUACGAUGAUCGGCGUGCUCCUCCUCCUCGCUUCUCAAGGUGGUCUUGCUCGUGCCAAUUCGUGCAUGCAAUGUUCCUCUCGAUUUGAGUUUCUCUUCCAUGUUCGUUACAUCCCGACCGCCGUGCAUUGUUAUGGUGUUAUUGUUGUGCAAAUGACGUUAUUACAUGCAUGCAUGUAUGCUAAUCAAAUGCAUGAUCGGUGGCUAACCAAACAUCGUACUGAUCACUGCCCAGCUGGAGUCGUUUCUGGUGAUCCUCCAUCUUCCUCCUCGGCGGUGAAGCAUGAGACGUCGUCGCACGUCCGCAAGCUGCUCGUUAGCACCACUGACCCACGCGGCGCCGCGGUGAACGCGGCGGCGGAGACGAUGAUGAUGUCGCCGGACGACUGCUCGGAAGAGGUCGUGGAGGUGUCGCAGGACAACGGGGGGCCUCUGCCGAACGGCAUCCCGUCCUACAGCGUGACGAUCACCAACACGUGCCUGGGCUGCACCGUGCGCGACGUCCACGUCUCCUGCGGCGAGUUCGCCUCCACGGAGCUCGUCGACCCCAGCGACUUCCGCCGCGUCGCAUACGGCGACUGCCUCGUCAGGGACGGCGGCCCGAUGGGGCCCGGCGAGACCAUCUUAUUCGAGUACUCCAACUCCUUCCUUUACCCCAUGGACGUCGCUUCCGUCUCCUGCGGCAAUAUAUAG
Phragmites australis (common reed) is the source of this 717-nucleotide messenger RNA. RefSeq names its product TPD1 protein homolog 1B-like. The coding region runs from base 1 to 717 and encodes 238 amino acids. The record is from RefSeq and is a predicted model, not a curated record. Gene Ontology annotation, biological process: cell fate determination. Lineage: Eukaryota; Viridiplantae; Streptophyta; Magnoliopsida; Poales; Poaceae. The transcript is spliced from 2 exons.